Molecule: messenger RNA, 990 nt
Organism: Colletotrichum lupini
Lineage: Eukaryota; Fungi; Ascomycota; Sordariomycetes; Glomerellales; Glomerellaceae
Exons: 5
Coding region: 1-990 (329 amino acids)
Source: RefSeq, a predicted model, not a curated record
AUGUCUUAUUACCUAAGAACCUUCUUCUCCGCGCGAAAGAAGAGGAAGAGAGACGAGAGAGGCGAGCGACAAGAUACGUACCCUGGAUGCACGCAGGGAACCGCCUGGGCCAUGUUCAUCUCGUUUCAAGGUUGUGAGAGACUUGGCACAGUCUUCAUCUUCACUGCAUCUCUCCUUGACAACUCUCCUUUCGACGCCAUCUCGAACCAACACAAACACACUGCACCAGGGCACCAGGGCACCAUUACCACGCCCCCAGUUCACACUGUAGCCGCUGGGGCCACGGUCCACCGCCUCAUCCACCAAGGCCACCGGGACUUGCGGACGCCGGGCUCAUCUUCUCACAACCCAGCCGCCGCCCCUCGUCUGGUCCAUCACAGGCUCAUAACUCGUGGGUGUGCCACCAACGCACCGGCCUACCAGAACCAGCUAUCGUGUGCCGCCAAGCGUCAAACAUCGCCAUCUUUGGCCUCAACAGAUAAACCAAGAACCCUUCCACCUGGAUUGCCAAGAGGUCAUUCACCUCUCAGCAUUGGCAUUUCUUCUCGUCCGUCCUCUGCGCCUCACUAUCUCAUCACAUCCCGCUGUCAAGUCCCGCGGCGCAUAACCAGACAGAAAGUCAAUUUCACUUCACAGGUUCCCCUUCGCCCAGCCACUGCCCAGCGCGCUCUUCUCCCUCAGGUCUGCCAUGGCAAGCUCCCACCGACUCUGCCCAGCCCAAUCCAACAUGCUUGGGAUGAACACGGCAGCGAUCUGAAAGAAUUUUUCAUCCUCAUCUGCCACAUACGGAUACAUCUCCUUGUUAGCAGCACUGCAAUCAACUUCCGGCAUGGUUUUCUUGUUAUCUCCACCGUGGCCAACUCGACUGUCAAUAUCAGCCUCCAAGGUGUCACUCGCCAAAGGCCCAAAUCUCCAGAGCAGAACAACCCAGAGAGCCAGGCUCCCAGCAGAUGCGUCCACGUCGACGGAAGUACUCUGUACACAGUCUGA